AUGGCUGCCUCUCUCAUCCGCACUUCUGCCCGCACUGCCCUCCGCGCCGGAGCUUCGGCUACUCCCAAGGCUGCCGGUGUCGCGGGCUUGACUUUUGCCCGCGGCAAGGCUACUCUGCCUGACCUGUCCUACGACUAUGGUGCUCUCGAGCCUUCAAUCAGCGGCAAGAUCAUGGAGCUCCACCACAAGAACCACCACCAGACCUACGUCAACAGCUACAACACUGCCUCUGAGCAGCUCCAGGAGGCCCUGGCUAAGAACGACAUUUCGACCCAGAUUGCUCUCAAGCCUUUGAUCAACUUCCACGGUGGUGGUCACUUGAACCACACCCUCUUCUGGGAGAACUUGGCCCCCAAGAGCGCUGGUGGUGGUGAGCCCCCAUCCGGUGCUCUGGGUAAGGCCAUCAACGACACCUACGGCAGCCUGGAGGACUUCAAGUCCAAGAUGAACGCUGCCCUCGCUGGUAUUCAGGGAAGCGGAUGGGCCUGGCUCGUCAAGGACAAGCAGACCGGUAACAUUGGCAUCAAGACCUACGCCAACCAGGACCCUGUUGUCGGCCAGUUCGAGCCUCUCCUCGGAAUUGACGCCUGGGAGCACGCCUACUACCUCCAAUACCAGAACCGCAAGGCUGAGUACUUCGGCGCCAUCUGGGAUGUCAUCAACUGGAAGGCCGCUGAGAAGCGCUUCUCGUAA
This is a messenger RNA of Aspergillus wentii DTO 134E9, 693 nucleotides long. RefSeq names its product superoxide dismutase sodB (gene sod2). The record is from RefSeq and is a predicted model, not a curated record. NCBI's taxonomy places the organism in Eukaryota, Fungi, Ascomycota, Eurotiomycetes, Eurotiales, Aspergillaceae. Gene Ontology annotation, biological process: superoxide metabolic process. Gene Ontology annotation, molecular function: superoxide dismutase activity; metal ion binding. Gene Ontology annotation, cellular component: mitochondrion. Bases 1 to 693 code for a protein of 230 amino acids. The transcript is spliced from 4 exons.